AUGCGGCGCCUCAUGAUCGUGCGCAGGCUCUAUGUACCGCAAUCACGGCAGUCGCGGCCGCGCGUCCGUAUCACUCCUCUAUCACACCUUCGCGGCGGCGCUCUUGUACAUCGCGACACGUACCUGCAACACGCAUGUGCCAGUACCUCUGAGCCUACGGGCGUGCGCCCGAGCCUCUCUGGGCGCGAAGACGCAGCCGGCGAGGCUGACGCCUUACCUGCGCACGGCCCAAUACUCUCGCCGUGGGACAAGCACGCGGCGGAAGUCGAAGAUGUCAAGGAGCGCUCGCGUGACGCUGCGGUUUAA
Molecule: messenger RNA, 306 nt
Organism: Trametes versicolor FP-101664 SS1
Lineage: Eukaryota; Fungi; Basidiomycota; Agaricomycetes; Polyporales; Polyporaceae
Exons: 2
Coding region: 1-306 (101 amino acids)
Source: RefSeq, a predicted model, not a curated record